Schistosoma haematobium is the source of this 2696-nucleotide messenger RNA. RefSeq lists its product as uncharacterized. The record is from RefSeq and is a predicted model, not a curated record. The coding region runs from base 114 to 2072 and encodes 652 amino acids. The transcript has 7 exons. Lineage: Eukaryota; Metazoa; Platyhelminthes; Trematoda; Strigeidida; Schistosomatidae.
GAUUAUUUUGCAAAUUACCUGUGUUCAAGUACAAAUUUCAUAAUUAUGUAUUCAUACAUAUACCCAUAUAUAUGUUUGUUUAUGCACUAAUGUUUAAUGAAAGUAAAAAAUGAAUGAUGGACGAUUAUCAACAGUUAAAAAGUAAAUAUGAAAGAUUAUGUGUGGAAUUCAAAAAGCUUCGUUCAAAGUAUAAAACGUUAAAAGACAAUGAAAAUGAAUUAAACCAACAACUACAGGAGAAACUAAUACAAAAAGAUUUAUAUAUUGAAAAAUUAAAACAAGAAAUUGAACAAUUAAAAUUAAACAAUCAUAAUAUUUCCAUUAAUGGGCUUACAUAUGAAAGUUCAACGAAAUUAUCAUUAUUACUAAAUAAUAUUAACAAGAAUAAUGAUCAUUCAAGUCUUAUCGAUACUGUCAAUGUAAAUGAAGUGGCAAAGAAAUCUAUCAUUACUCAGGAAGUAAAUAAUAAUUUGCAUCAAACGACACUAUCAGAUGCUUCUUAUACACCUAUCCAUAUGACAAAACAUAAUUCAUUUCCCAUGGUAACUAAUGAUAAUUCAACAAAUUCUAUUCUGUCAUCUCCCACUGAUAUUUGUCAUGAUAUUAUUGUGGAUACCUAUAAUAAAUCAUCCAGUUUAAAUUUACUCCCAUCUAAAUCUUUAUUAUCAUCGUUAUCAUCAAAAUUACCAUCUUCAUCUUCAUCAUCAUUUCUAUCUGAAGAUACAUUAAUGAUAACAAAUACAACAAUAUCUAUCCCUACAACUUCUACUCCUAGUACUACUACUUCUAUUACUCCUAGUACCACUACUGCUACUUCUACUGCUAGUACUACUACUGCUACUUCUACUACUCCUAGUACUACUAGUGCUACUCCUACUACUCCUAGUACUACUACUGCUACUCCUACUACUCCUAGUACUACUAGUGCUACUUCUACUACUCCUAGUACUACUACUUCUACUUCUACUACUCCUAGUACUACUAGUGCUACUUCUACUACUCCUAGUACUACUACUUCUACUUCUGCUCCUAGUACUACUAGUGCUACUUCUACUACUCCUAGUACUACUAGUGCUACUCCUACUACUCCUAGUACUACUACUUCUACUUCUACUACUCCUAGUACUACUAGUGCUACUCCUACUACUCCUAGUACUACUACUUCUACUUCUACUACUCCUAGUACUACUAGUGCUACUUCUACUACUCCUAGUACUACUAGUGCUACUUCUACUACUCCUAGUACUACUACUUCUACUUCUGCUCCUAGUACUACUACUACUACUACCCUUAAUCUUUCAUCUUCUUAUGAUCAAGAUUGGACAUUCAUUGUAAAUACAGAAGAGAAAUUAAUUGAACAAUUUGUAGAAUUAUUAAAUAAUUGGAUCAAUUCAAUAAAAACAAAUCAAAAUUUAUCAUUUAUAAAUAAAGAAAAAUUAGAUCAUAUUCUUAUGAAUCGUAUUACACAAUUAGAAAGUCAAUUAUGUGAAAUUUCAUUACAAUAUCAAUUGGAACGUAAACGUCGAUUAAAAGAACAAUCACAGUCAGAAACAAAAGACGACGCUAAGCCUAUUGUUCACAAUAGUCAGGUGAGUGAUUCAAACGAUCCUGAGCAAUUAUCUAAUAGUAGUAAUGGAAAAUCUGAUGAAACUCCUAAUCCACAUAAAGUAAUAAUGAAACGUUUACAUAAAGCCAUUGAAGAAUCAAUUCAUUUCGCUUCAAAAGCUAAUCUGUUACAGGAUGAAUUAGAAUCUCUUAUCCCAUGGAUAUUACAACUACUUCAUUUACAUCAAAAACAACAAUAUGAAAUAAAAACAAUGAAACAAUAUAAUGAACAAUUAAAACAACAAUUAGAAUCAAUUAAAACAAAUACAAUAAAACAAAUUAAUGAAAUGGCUAAACAUAUAAAUAAUUUAACUGAAGAAUUACAAACAAUUCGAUUAAAUUCAUUAACAAAUCAUCAUUCUCAUAAUAGUUUUAAUAAAGAACAACAACAAUCAAAUUGUUUAUCGCUUCAUUCAAAUGAUAAUCAAGUUAAGAAAACUACAUUAUUUAAUGUAUUGAGAAAAUGAUCUGUUAUGUAUAUAUAUAUAUAUAUAUAUAUAUAUAUAUAUAUAUAUAUAUAUAUAUAUAUACCUUCCAUAUUGCCUCCAUUCAUUUUAACAACUUAUGUAAUCAUCAUAAAUAUUAGUCAAAUUUCAAUCGAUUAUAUCCCAAUAUGUAUAUUAACAUAUAUCAUUAUGAUGAUUCGAUAUAUAUAUAUUUCUUUUCUUAUCUCUAUUGUACUAUCUGUGAAAAGGGAUUGGAUUCAUUGUGUCUGUGUCUCUAUCUCUGUGUGUAUGUACUAUGAACCCCUAUUUUAUUGAUUAUUGAUUAUGUAACAUUAAAUUUUUUUUUAUUUUCAUUUAGAUAAACAAAUUAUUGUAAAAAAACAACAACAACAACAACAACAACAGAUUUUUCAGUUUUUCUAUAAUCAUGUUUUUCAUUAACAAUAUUUAAAUAGUUUUAAGAGAGAGAGAAAGAGAGGGGGGAACUUCUUUAAAAAAUAAAAAAUAAUUUUUUUCUUGUUGCCAAGUUUUGUUUCUAUUUAAAAAUAUUUUUCUGAUAUUUAUUGAUUAGUAGGAUUAAUUUUGUUUAUCUUUUUUUUUAAAAAAAUUAUUUGAUAAAAUAAUUAAAAUGUUAUUCUAAAAAAA